AUGUCUGGCCUCGCAAUCAAUCCCCGGGGCGUGCAGUUCAAACCUGAUACAGACAUUCCUAACCUUGGCGGCAAGACCAUUUUCGUUACUGGAGGUACAGGGGGUAUUGGAAAGGCUACGAUACUCAGCCUUGCAAAGCACAAACCCGGUCACAUUGUCUUUACUGGCCGCAAUGCCAGAAGGGCUGACGAAGUGAUUAACGAAGCUCGCAAGACCUCUCCAGGGGUGCUUGUAACAUUUCUCGAGUGCGAUUUAUCUUCGUUUCAAUCUGUCGAAUCCGCCGCCAAAAGAUUUCUGGCCCACUUCGAUAUACUCGACAUCCUUUUUGCCAAUGCCGGCAUCAUGGCAGUCCCUCCAGGCCUCACCAAGGACGGCUACGAGGUGCAGUUUGGCACCAACCACAUGGGCCACGCCCUGUUGCUGAAAUACUUGCUGCCACUCAUGGCCAAGACGGCUGACAUUGGCCGCGAUGUGCGUCUCGUAACUACAUCCUCAAGCGCCUUCCAGGGCGCCUCCGGGAUUGCAUAUGACACUAUAAAGACACCGCAAAAUGGGUUUUUUGGUCAUUGGCGGCGUUACAUGCAGAGCAAGCUGGCCAACACCCUGUACUCGCAAAAAAUAGCCGAGCUCUACCCGGACAUCAUGUCGUGCUCCAUCCAGCCAGGUGCCGUUGCUACUGACAUAGGUGGCACCCACCUAGGUAUGCUGGACAAGGUUUUUAUAGCAAUCAACACGCGGGGAAAAACUCUCACCCCCGACGAAGGGGCGUACAAUAUGUGCUGGGUUGCCACUACUAAGCGUGAAAACCUCACAAAUGGCGCUUACUAUGAGCCAGUUGGCUGGCCUGGAAACAUGACGGAAAUUUCUCAGGAUGAGGCAGCGCGGAAUCAACUCUGGGAGUGGACCCAGAAAGAGUUGGAAAAGUAUAAGAUAUAG
This is a messenger RNA of Penicillium argentinense, 936 nucleotides long. RefSeq lists its product as uncharacterized. The record is from RefSeq and is a predicted model, not a curated record. The coding region runs from base 1 to 936 and encodes 311 amino acids. The transcript is spliced from 2 exons. Lineage: Eukaryota; Fungi; Ascomycota; Eurotiomycetes; Eurotiales; Aspergillaceae.